Molecule: messenger RNA, 9955 nt
Organism: Mytilus trossulus (common blue mussel)
Lineage: Eukaryota; Metazoa; Mollusca; Bivalvia; Mytilida; Mytilidae
Product: histidine-rich glycoprotein-like
Exons: 2
Coding region: 2932-4293 (453 amino acids)
Source: RefSeq, a predicted model, not a curated record
UUUAUUUAUAUCAACGUUAUAUAAAAAAAAUCAGCUGAGCAACACAGGCACCUUGAAGCCUAUAGUUUACUUAUAUUUCUUACAAAAUUCUAAACAAAAUGCAAUUCACCAUUUUGUUCACCUGUAUUUAUUUUUUUUGCCUUAAAUGCCAUAACACAAUAAAUUUUGGAACAACCCUGAGGCCUCUAAACUGUUUCAUAUUACAUUUUUGAGAAAUUGUUUUGUUUUAUGAAAGUUUUAAUAAAGUAAUGUGAAAAAAUGUAAGGGUUGUUCCAGAAAAUACUAGGUACCCUCAAGGAUAGCAAUUUUUUUAACACCAGCCACCUAUAGAAAUAAAAAAGAUUAAAACAACACUCUUUUUGCAUUUUGGUAUCUCUAAUACAACCACUCACAAAAAAAAUUAAAAGUUGCCUUCCCUGUUCCCUGGGGUUGGGGGAGACGUAGUAUUUUCUUGAACAGAAAACUAUUACUUUGUGUUCAUUUUAAUUACAUGUAUUAAACACUUUUACUCAUAUCUAGGUAUAGUACCUUUUAUCUCCUUUGAAAUGAAAUUUUAUGGUUAUAUAUGUUUUAUUAGUAUUUAAUUGUUAUCAACAGUUUGUUAUAUAUAAAAUACAUGUAUUGUUAGUGGCUGUAUUUUACUGAUUAUUACACCUUUGCAAGGAUGUAUUUUAAUGUUAAUGUUUUAUAACUAUUAUUAUUCUAUACACCAUAGCCAUGUAGGUUUUAUAGAAGUCUUUGAAAUAAGACGUUAACACAUGUGUUAAUCACAUGUUAUUGUCACUCAAUGUUAUCAUUCUAAUUUUAAUGCUUUGGUUUUUAACAAACUAAUUGCACAGGUUUUAUUGUAUUUGAAAUUUAAAACAAACUUCUGUUUAGCUUUUAUAUAAUAGAUAUGCAAAUUUGACCACUUAAUCUCUCUAUUGACAAGCUUACUGGUACUAUACUGUUCACAAUCGGAAACCACACAUUAUACCAUUCAGCCAUACAUCGAAACAUAGAUAUCCAUUGAACAUUAUAUUAUUUGUAUUGGUAUACUAGGCCCUACACAUUCACACAUUCAUUGCAAUGCAUCACAUCAUUUGUCAUUUGCAUCAUAUCUUUCACAUCAUUUAUAAAUCACAAGGUGUGUAGCCAAACAUCACAUCAUUUAUAAAUCACAAGUUGUGUAGCCAAACAUCACAUCAUUCAUACAUCACAAGGUGUGUAGCCAAACAUCACAUCAUUCAUACAUCACAAGGUGUGUAGCCAAACAUCACAUCAUUUAUAAAUCACAAGGUGUGUAGCCAAACAUCACAUCAUUCAUACAUCACAAGGUGUGUAGCCAAACAUCACAUCAUUCAUACAUCACAAGUUGUGUAGCCAAACAUCACAUCAUUCAUACAUCACAAGGUGUGUAGCCAAACAUCACAUCAUUCAUACAUCACAAGGUGUGUAGCCAAACAUCACAUCAUUCAUACAUCACAAGAUGUGUAGCCAAGCAUCACAUCAUUCAUACAUCACAUCCUUUAUAGCCAUACAUCCAUACAUCUUUCCUUCCAUAUCCAAACAUACCAUUCAUAGAUAUAUGUAACAGCAUUCACUAUCCUGCACAUUCACAAAUCUCAACAUGCAAAUCCAUUCAUUUGUACAUAACACCAUCCAAAGCUAUUGAUGGACAUCAUCCAUCUACAGCAAUUCAUAUACAUCACACCAUCUUCAGCCAUUCAUGUGUACAUCACACCAUCUACAGCCAUUCAUUUCCACAUCACACCAUCUUCAGCCAUUUAUGUGUACAUCACACCAUCUACAGUCAUUCAUGUACAUCACACCAUCUACAUCCAUUCAUUUCUACAUCACACCAUCGACAGCCAUUCAUUUGUACAUAACACCAUUGAAAGCCUUUCAUUUGUACAUCACACCAUCUACAGCAAUUCAUUUGUACAUAACACCAUCUACAUCCAUUCAUGUGUACAUCACACCAUCUACCUCCAUUUACAUGAACAUCACACCAUCUACAUCCAUUCAUAUGUACAUCACACCAUCUAUAUCCAUUCAUUUGUACAUAACACCAUCUACAUCCAUUCAUUUCUACAUCACACAAUCCACAGGCAUUCAUGUACAUCACACCAUCUACAGCCAUUCAUUUCCACAUCACACCAUCUUCAGCCAUUUAUGUGUACAUCACACCAUCUACAGUCAUUCAUGUACAUCACACCAUCUACAUCCAUUCAUUUCUACAUCACACCAUCUACAUCCAUUCAUUUCUACAUCACACCAUCGACAGCCAUUCAUUUGUACAUAACACCAUUGAAAGCCUUUCAUUUGUACAUCACACCAUCUACAGCAAUUCAUUUGUACAUAACACCAUCUACAUCCAUUCAUUUGUACAACACACCAUCUAAAUCCGUGCAUUUGUACAUCACACCAUCUACAGCCAUUCGUUUGUACAACACACCAUCUAAAUCCGUGCAUUUGUACAUCACACCAUCUAUAUCCAUUCAUUUGUACAUAACAUCAUCUACGUCCAUUCAUUUGUACAUAACACCAUCCACAGCCAUUCAUUUCCACAUCACACCAUCUACAUCCAUUCAUGUGUACAUCACACCAUCUACCUCCAUUUACAUGAACAUCACACCAUCUACAUCCAUUUAUAUGUACAUCACACCAUCUAUAUCCAUUCAUUUGUACAUAACACCAUCUACAUCCAUUCAUUUCUACAUCACACAAUCCACAGGCAUUCAUGUACAUCACACCAUCCAAAGCCAUUCAUUUUUUACAUCACUUCAUCCGCAGUCGUUCAUUCCCACAUCACACCAUCUACAGCAAUUCAUUUCUACACAACACCAUCCACAGCAAUUGGUGUGUACAUCACACUAUCUUCAUCCAUUCAUGCAAUUCACACACACCAUCCACAGUCAUUCAUGUACAUAACACCAUUCACAGUCAUUCAUGUACAUCACACCAUCCACAGUCAUUCAUUUCCACAUCACACCAUCUUCAGCCAUUCAUGUGUACAUCACACCAUCUACAGUCGUUCAUGUACAUCACACCAUCUACAUCCAUUCAUUUCUACAUCACACCAUCCACAGCCAUUCGUGUGUACAUCACACCAUCUACAGCCAUUCAUUUGUGCAUCACACCAUAGAAAGCCAUUUAUUUGUACAUCACACCAUCUACAGCCAUUCAUUUGUGCAUAACACCAUAAAAAGCCGCACAUUUGUACAUCACACCAUCUACAGCUGUUCAUUUGUACACCACACCAUCUACAUCCAUUCACUUGUACACAACACCAUCUACAUCAAUUCAUUUGUACAUCACACCAUCUACAUCCAUUCAUUUGUACAUAACAUCAUCUACGUCCAUUCAUUUCCACAUCACACCAUCCACAGCCAUUCAUGUACAUCACACAAUCCACAGCCAUUCAUUUGUACACCACACCAUCUGCAGCCAUUCAUUUGUACAUCACACCAUCUGCAGUCAUUCAUGUAUGUCAAGCCAUCUUCAGCCAUUCUUUUCUACAUCACACCAUCCACAGUCAUUCAUUUCUACAUCACACCAUCCACAGCCAUUCAUUUCUACAUCACACCAUCCACAGCCAUUCAUUUCUACAUCACACCAUCCACAGCCAUUCAUGUAUAUCACACCAUCCAGUCAUUCGUGUACAUAACACCAUCUACAGCCAUUCAUUUCUACAUCAAACCAUCCACAGCUAUUCAUGUAUAUAACACCAUCCACAGCCAUUCAUUUGUACAUCACACCAUCUACAGUCAUUCAUUUGUUCAUCACACUAUGGAAAGCCACUCAUUUGUACAUCACACCAUCUACAGCCAUUCAUGUACAUCACACCACCCACAACCAUUGGUGUACACAACACAUCUACAGCCAUUCUUGUGUACAUCACACCAUCUACAGCCAUUCAUGUACAUCACACCACCCACAACCAUUGAUGUACACAACACAUCUACAGCCAUUCUUGUGUACAUCACACCAUCUACAGCCAUUCAUGUACAUCACACCACCCACAGCCAUUCAUUUGUACAUCACACCAUUUACAACCAUUCAUUUGUUCUUCACACCAUCCACAGCCAUUCAUUUGUUCAUCACGCCAUCCAGUUAUUAAUUUGUACAUCACACCAUCCACAUUCAUUCAUUUGUACAUCACACCAUUCACAGCCAUUCAUUUGUACAUCACACCAUUCACAGCCAUUCAUUUGUACAUCACACCAGCUUCAGUCAUUCAUAUGUACACAACAUCCUCCACAGCCAUUCAUUUUUACAACACAUCAUCCAGCCAUAUGUCACUACAUCUAAAAAUUUAUAUUCUUACAUCACACCAAUCACAUUCACACAUUCAUAGCUAUACAUCACACCAUUCACACCCACAAAUUCAUAGCCAUAUACCACAUUCAAAUUCACACCAGUGUAGUCAUAAAUCACACUAAUCACAUAUACACAUAUAAAUAGCCAUACAUCAUACCAUUUACAUUCAAACAUUCUUAGCCAUAUAGAACACCAUUCACACUCACAUAUAGCCAUACACUAUUAUAAUUCACUCAAGUGUAGCCAAACCACGCAUCAAUCACAUACAAAGACAUGCAUCACACUGUCAACAAAUACAUGUCCAUUCAUAAUUUCCAUGCCCAAGUUUAGCCAUACAGAACACCAUUUCCAUGCUUAAAUUCAAAGUAGGACAUCACACCAUUUCCAUGCCCAAAUUCAUAUCAAUACAUCACAUCAUUUUCAUUACUAAGUUCAUAGCCAUACAACACACCAUUUCCUUCCUCAAAUUCAUAGCUGUUCAUUACACUAUUGCCUUGCCCAAAUCUAAAGCCAUACAUGAGACCAUUUCCAUGCUCACCAUUUCGAUGCCAAAAUUCAUAGCCAUACAUCACACCAUUUCCAUGUCCAAAUUCAAAGCCAUACAUCACACCAUUUCCAUGCCCAGAUUCAUAGCCAUGCAUCACACUAUUUCCAUGCCCAGAUUCAUAGCCAUACAUCACACUAUUUUCAUGCCCAGAUUCAUAACUGUACUUCACACCAUUUCCAUGCCCAAAUUCAUAGCCAUACAUCACAUCAUUCCCAUACCCAAAAGCAUAGCCAUACAUCACACCAUUUCCAUGAAUAGAUUCAUAUCCAUACAUCACACCAUGUCCAUAUUGAAAUUUAAAGUUGCAUAUCACACCAUUACCAUACCCAAAAUUCAUAGCCAUACAUCACACCAUUUCCAUGCCCAGAUUCAUAGCCAUACAUCAUAUCUUUUCCAUAUCCAAAUUCAUAUCCACACAUUACAUCAUUUCCAUACCCAAAUUCAUAUCCACACAUCACACCAUUUCCAUACCCAAACUUGUAGCUUUACAUCACGCCAUUCACACUCAUAGUCAUACAUCACACUUCACAAAGUUAUAGCCAUACAUCGUACCAUUCUCAUUUCCAUAUUCAUAGCCAUACAUCUUAAUCAUCCAGAUUCUCAAAUAACACCAUCCACAUUCACAUAUUCAUGGUCAUACAUGUACAUCACACUAUUCAUCUACACAUGGUUCUAUUCAAAGCAUUACACAGCAUUAUAACAAAGACCAAAUGACUUAAAAAUUAACAACUUUGGGUCAAACCCAUACCUCAUAGUAAGCAAUAUAAAAGUCAUAAAUAAUCAUUCAUUUCUUAUAAAUCACACAAUUUAUUCAUUUCCACACAUUGGAACAUCAUUUCCACACAUCCCACUAUCAUCACAGUAAUUUACCCAAAUCAUGAUGAUUCAUCAUAAGUACUUGAGUACACUUCACACCAAUCUUUAGUAUUCAUUUGCAUUUACAUUAGUCCUAGGCAUUCAGUUAUACUUUGCACCAAUAAUCGGUCAUUUACACCUCACACCAAUCAUCAGUCAUUUACACUUCACACCAAUCAUCAGUCAUUUUCACUUCACAUCAGUCAUUUUCACUCCACAUCAUUAGUCAUUUACACUUCACACCAAUCAUCAGUCAUUUUCACUUCCCAACAUUCAUCAGUCAUUUACACUUCACACCAAUCAUCAGUCAUUUACACUUCACACCAGUCAUUAGUCAUUUACACCUCACACCAAUCAUCAGUCAUUUUCACUUCCCAACAUUCAUCAAUCGUUUACACUUCACACCAUUCAUCAGUCAUUUACACUUCACACCAUUCAUCAGUCAUUUACACUUCACACCAUUCAUCAGUCAUUUACACUUCACACCAUUCAUCAGUAAUUUACACUUCACACCAUUCAUCAAUCAUAUACACUUCACGUCAAACAUCAUGCAUUUACACUUCACACCAAAAAUCAUUCAUUUACACUUCACACCAGACAUCAGUCAUAAACACUUCAUACCAAUCAUGUAUUUACACUUAAAAUUAUCCUAAGCAUUCAUUUUCACUUCACAUUUAUCAAUAUCAUUCAUUUUCACUUCACAAUUAUCAAUCAUGACAGUUGAAUACAUUAUUUUUUGACAUUUUAACCUCACAACUUAUCAUCAUUCAUUUCACCACACACCAAGCAUAAGCAUUCAUCUUCACUUCACAGCAAUCAGAAGCAUUCAUUUUCACUUCAUGCCAAUCAUAAGUGUUUAUUUACACUUCACACCAAUCAUAAGCUUUUAUUUUCACUUCACAUCAAUUAUAAGUGUUCAUUUACACUUCACACUAAUCAUAAGCGUUCAUUUUCACCACACACCAAGCAUAAGUGUUCAUUUACACUUCACACUAAUCAUAAGCGCUCAUUUUCACCACAAACCAAGCAUAAGUGUUCAUUUACACUUCACACUAAUCAUAAGCGUUUAUUUUCACCCCACACCAAUCAUAAGCGUUCAUUUUCACUUUACACUAAUCAUAAGUGUUCAUUUGCACUUCACUCUAAUAAGCGUUCAUUUCACUUCACACCAUUCAUAAGCAUUCAUUUACACUUCACACCAAUCAUAAGCAUUCAUUUAACUCAAACCAAGCAUAAGCAUUCAUUUACACUUCACACUAAUCAUUAGCGUUUUUCACCACACACCAAUCAUACACUUCACACUAAUCAUAACCGUUCAUUUUCACUUCACAAUAAUCAUAAGCGUUCAUUUUCGCUUCACACCAAUCAUAAGCAUUCAUUUACACUUUACACCAAUCAUAAGUGUUCAUUUACACUUCACACCAAUCAUAAGUGUUCAUUUACACUUCACACCAAUCAUAAGCGUUCAUUUUCACUUCACACCAAUCAUAAUUGUUCGUUUUCACUUCACACCAAACAAGAGCGUACAUUUUCACUUCACACUUAUCAUAAGCAUUCAUUAUACCCCCGCUUUAAAAAGGGGGGUAUACUGUUUUACCUCUGUCUGUCCGUCAGUCCGUCCCAUGAAUACUUUUCGUCGCAUUUUUCUCAUGAACUACAAGACCAGGAUUUCUGAAAUUUGGUUUCAGGGUUUAUCUAAGUCAGCUGUACCGUGUGAUGCGUUUUCAGAUUGAUCACUUGACAACUUCCUGUUUACCGAACACUUGUAUGAUUUUACACAUGAUAGCCAAAUUGAAAAUUUUCGUCACACUUUUCUCAGGAACUACAAUACAAGGAUUUCUGAAAUUUGGUUUCAGGGUUUAUCUAAGUCAGCUAUACCGUGUGAUGUGUUUUCAGAUUCAUCACUCGACAACUUCCUGUUUACCGAACACUUGCAUAUUUUUACACUAUUUAUUUUUUCGUCGCAUUUUUCUCAGGAACUACAAUAUAAGGAUUUUUGAAAUUUGGUUUCAGGAUUUAUAUAAGUCAGCUAUACCGUGUGAUGCGUUUUCAGAUUCAUCACUCAACAACUUCUUGUUUACCGAACACUUGCAUAUUUUUACACUAUUUAUUUUUUCGUCGCAUUUUUCUCAGGAACUACAAUAUAAGGAUUUCUGAAAUUUGGUUUCAGGAUUUAUAUAAGUCAGCUAUACCGUGUAAUGCGUUUUCAGAUUCAUCACUGAACAACUUCCUGUUUACCGAACACUUGCAUAUUUUUACACUAUUUAUAUUAUCCACUUGCGGCGGGGGUAUCAUCAGUGAGCAUUAGCUCGCAGUUUCACUUGUUUACACUUUACACCAAUCAUAAGUGUUCAUUUACACUUCACUCUAAUCAUAAGCAUUCAUUUAACUUCAAACCAAGCAUAAGCAUUCGUUUACACUUCACACUAAUCAUGCGUUUGUUUUCACCACACACCAAUCAUACACUUCACACUAAUCAUAACCAUUCAUUUUUACUUCACACUAAUCAUAAGCAUUCAUUUACACUUCACACCAAUUAUAAGCGUUCAUUUUCACUUCACAUCAAUCAUAAGUGUUCAUUUACACUUCACACCAAUAAUAAUCAUUUGUUUUCACUUCACACCAAACAAAAGCGUUCAUUUUCAAUUCACACUAAUCAUAAACGUUCAUUUACACAAUAAUCAUAAGCGUUCAUUUACACUUUACACCAAUCAUAAGCAUUCAUUAACACUUUACACCAAUCAUAAGUGUUCAUUUACACUUCACAUUAAUCAUAAGCAUUCAUUUACAUUUCACAUCAAUCAUAAGUGUUCAUUUACACUUCACACCAAUCAUUAUCAUUCGUUUUUUCACUUCACACCAAACAAAAGCGUUCAUUUUCACUUCACACUAAUCAUAAGCGUUCAUUUACACUUCACAUUAAUCAUAAGCAUUCAUUUCACUUCACACCAAUCAUAAGUGUUCAUUUUCACUUCACAUCAAUCUUAAGCGUUCAUUUACACUUCACACCAAUCAUAAACAUUCAUUUUCACUUCACACCAAUCAUCAUUCAUUUAUACAUCUCACCAAUCAUAAGCAUUCAUUUACAUGUCACACCAAUUAUAAGUGUUCAUUUGCACUUUACACUAAUCAUUAGCAUUUAAUUUCAUUUCAAAUCAAUCCUAAGCAUUCUUACUUUUUACAUCAUCAUUCUACUGUCAUCGCCUUUAAAAUACAAUUCCAGACAUGAAGUGGUCCCCAGAAGUCAAAACUUAAAAAUCAUGUUUUUAAAAUAAAAACAUUGAUAUUUUGUAUGAUCUCUUCAUAUUAUAUUUUAUUUUAUUAAACUUGAACAGCAAAAUAUCAUUGCUAAGGCUGCAAUUAAUGUAAUCUCUGUUUCUCCAUACCCCUAUCAAGAUAUUUGCUUGUGGUAGGCAGGUGGUUUUUAUUUUAUUUUUUAAAUUGUUGGCAGGUAGGUAUUUGUGGGGGUUUUUUUUGUGGUUACACUUAGACUAUAUAUUAUGGGUUAAACAUUUAGUACUUCAUCCAGGAUUAUAAUGUUUUGUGCUGAUCACAUUCAUUAAUCUCAGUGUUCUCCUUAAAGUUACUUUUAAGAGUACCCUAUUAUUAAUACACAGCUUUGUUAAUUUUCAUAAAGUUUCCCACAAAACAUUUUCAUUUAUAACCAUAUAAUUGUGCAGUUUAUGUGUACAGUACCAUGUUUAUUUUUCUUUAUACACAAAGAAAUAAAAUAAAGAGCAGAAAACUUUAAUUCAAUAACUAAAACAACAAAUGGAAGUUUUUAACGACCUUGACUAGCUAAACAUCCCUUGCAUGGUCGGAAAUAUAACUAAAACAUUUACAUUUUAACUCUAUUGUUAAAGUAUAACAAAAAUAAAACAUCACAUUGUCAGAACAAAGAAGUGAUUGAGAAGUUUUAAAUUGGAGGAAUUGCUUUAAAUUUACAAUUUUAACUUACAUAGGUUACCAAAGUAACAAUUCUUUCAAGAUAAACUGCAUGCUUGUAUUUCUGAGUAGCAAAUUAACUCAUAUUCCUCUAAAUUUGUUUUGACAAAGCAUUAUUUUGUGAGAAUGUUUUUAUUUUGUUGUUUGAAAACAUAUCCCACAUCAUAUCAUGCCAUAUAAAUGUUAAUGAAACAAUAUUCAAAAUAAUGUUUUAUCAAAUUAAAUUGCUUUUAUAACUGAUUUUGUGUUUUAAUUUUUUAUUACCAUAUAAAUGUACUCUUGUGCAAUAAACCUCUUAAUCUUUCA